AUGGGAAGUCCCCUGUGUGUCUCCAUUUUCUUGGUUUUGAGCAUCUUUAUCCAAUCAAGUGUCCAUGGACAAAGCCUGAGACUAGAGCCAUUUGGAAGUUCUCAAGCUGUUGAAACAAAGAAGACAUUUCAGGACACAAAGACCAGANNNCUGCUGUUCGAAGGGGAAAAUGAUCAGGGCUGUCAGAUUCAGCUCCAUCACCCUGACACGUUACAACAGUGCGGCUUCAACUCGUCUCUGCCUCUGGUGAUGAUAAUCCACGGGUGGUCGGUGGACGGCUUGCUGGAAAACUGGAUCUGGCAGAUGGUGGCCGCAUUGAAGUCUCAGCUGGCCCAGCCAGUGAAUGUGGGGCUAGCAAACUGGAUCACCCUGGCCCAAAAUCACUACACCGUUGCUGUCCGCAAUACCCGCCUUGUGGGCCAGGAGGUUGCGGCUCUUCUCCGAUGGCUGGAGGAAUCUGUUCAAUUUUCUCGAAGCAAUGUUCAUCUAAUUGGGUACAGCCUGGGUGCACACGUCUCAGGAUUCGCUGGCAGUUACAUCGGCGGAAAGCACAAGAUUGGGAGAAUUACAGGGCUGGAUGCUGCGGGCCCUCUAUUUGAAGGAAGUCCCCCCAGUGACCGUCUUUCACCAGAUGAUGCCAAUUUUGUGGAUGCCAUUCACACCUUUACUCGGGGGCACAUGGGCCUGAGUGUGGGCAUCAAAGAGCCCAUAGCACAUUAUGACUUCUACCCCAAUGGGGGCUCCUUCCAGCCUGGCUGCCACUUCCUGGAGCUCUACAGACAUAUUACCAAGCACGGCCUAAAUGCCAUCACCCAGACCAUAAAAUGCUCCCACGAGCGGUCAGUGCACCUCUUCAUCGACUCCUUGCUGCACGCCGGCAUGCAGAGCACGGCCUACCUGUGCAGCGACAUGAACAGCUUCAGCCAGGGCCUGUGCCUGAGCUGCAAGAAGGGCCACUGCAACACGCUGGGCUACCACAUCCGCCAGGAGUGGCACGGCAAGAAGAGCAGGAGGCUCUUCCUGGUGACAAGAGCCCAGUCCCCCUUCAGAGUUUAUCAUUACCAGUUCAAGAUGCAGUUCUUCAACCAAAUUGAGAAACCAGGAGAAACAACUUUUACCAUGUCACUCCUCGGAACAAAAGAGGAAAUGCAGAAAAUUCCCAUCACUCUGAGUGAAGGAAUUAUUAGUAAUAAAACCUAUUCCUUUCUUAUCACCUUGGAUAUGGAUAUUGGUGAGCUGGUCAUGAUCACGUUAAAGCAGGAAAACAGAGCGGUGUGGACCAAUGUCUGGAACACGGUUCAAACCAUCAUCCCAUGGGGGAGAGAGCCCCUCAGUUCAGGCCUUGUUCUAAAGAACAUCAGAGUCAAAGCAGGAGAAAUACAGCAAAGAAUAACAUUUUGCUCAGAAAACAUGGAUGACCAACAACUGCACCCAACCCAGGAGAAAAUCUUUGUGAGAUGUGACAGAAACUCUAAAAAAUUGAAGCAAAAAACCGAAUGA
This is a messenger RNA of Pteropus alecto (black flying fox), 1500 nucleotides long. It is a transcript of the gene LIPC, whose product is annotated as lipase C, hepatic type. The record is from RefSeq and is a predicted model, not a curated record. Lineage: Eukaryota; Metazoa; Chordata; Mammalia; Chiroptera; Pteropodidae. Gene Ontology annotation, molecular function: apolipoprotein binding; triacylglycerol lipase activity. The transcript is spliced from 10 exons. The coding region runs from base 1 to 1500 and encodes 499 amino acids. Gene Ontology annotation, biological process: lipid metabolic process.